This is a messenger RNA of Oncorhynchus keta (chum salmon), 1313 nucleotides long. RefSeq names its product E3 ubiquitin-protein ligase TRIM39-like. Lineage: Eukaryota; Metazoa; Chordata; Actinopteri; Salmoniformes; Salmonidae. The record is from RefSeq and is a predicted model, not a curated record. The transcript has a single exon. Gene Ontology annotation, molecular function: protein binding. The coding region runs from base 87 to 1121 and encodes 344 amino acids.
CAUUUGACUUUGACACCCCUGCUCUAGAGGAAGCGUAUGGAGAGAGGAAGGCUGAACUGGGGAAGACUGAGACAGAAGUGCAGCAGAUGAUCCAGGAGAGACUGAAGAAGGUUCAGGAGAUCAAACAUUCAGUAGAUCUGAGUCAGAAAGAUGCAGAGAGAGAGAUAUCAGACAGUGUACAGGUCUUUACUGCUCUGGUUCGCUCCGUUGAGAGAAGCCAGACUGAGCUCAUUGAGGUGAUUGAGGAGAAGCAGAAAGCAGCAGAGAGGCAGGCUGAAGGGCUCAUUAAAGACCUGGAACAGGAAAUCACUGAUCUACAGAGGAGAAGCACUGAACUGGAGCAGCUCUCACACACUGAGGACCACCUCCACCUCCUACAGAGCUGUCCAUCCCUCUGCAUCCCUCCACCCACCAAGGACUGGUCUAGGAUCAGUGUUCACAGUGAUAUGUGUGUGGGGACUGUGAGGAGAGCUGUGUCUCAAGUGGAGGAGACUAUUUUAAGUGAAGUGAUGAUGUUGUGUGAUGCUGAGUUGAAGAGGAUUCAGCAGUAUGCAGUGGAUGUGACUCUGGACCCUGAUACAGCACAUCAUGGUCUCAUCAUGUCUGAGGAUGGGAAACAGGUGAAACAUGGAGAUACAAAACAGAAUCUCCCAGACUACCCAGAGAGGUUCAAUUAUUUUGUCUGUGUAUUGGGAAAGGAGGACUUGUCCUCAGGGAGAUUCUACUAUGAGGUGAUGGUUAAGGGAAAGACUAAGUGGGUUUUAGGAGUGGCCAGAGAGUCCCUUAACAGGAAGGGGAAUAUCACAGUGAGCGCUGAGAAUGGAUGCUGGACUCUGUGCCUGAGGAAUGGAGAAUACAGCGUUCGUGCUAAAGCCAGUGUCCUGCUUUCCCUGAGAGAGAAGCCCCAGAAGGUGGGGGUGUUUGUGGAUUAUGAGGAGGGUCAGGUCUCCUUUUAUGAUGUGGAGGCCAGGUCUCAUAUCUACUCUUUCACUGGCUGCACCUUCACUGAGAAACUAUAUCCAUUCUUCAAUCCAUGUCUUAAUGAUGGUGGUACAAACUCUGCCCCUCUGAUCAUCUCUCCUGUCAAUGACAGACUGAGUUUAUCCUUAAAGAAUAGUUGAUGGGCAUUCUUUGGAGACUGCGGUGCCAUAUGAACGUCACAAAUGAUUGUCUAUGUCCUUAAACUCCUUAAUGAUAUCUCGUCUCUCUCAUUGUUAUGAAAAAUCAAAGCAGUAAACAUAUCCCCACUCCUAAAAAGUUGUAAUAAAUAAUUCCCUAAUAAAAUGCUUAUAGAAAAGGGUUUCUAGGGUUUC